Messenger RNA from Dibothriocephalus latus, 291 nucleotides. The record is from the annotation of a GenBank genome assembly. NCBI's taxonomy places the organism in Eukaryota, Metazoa, Platyhelminthes, Cestoda, Diphyllobothriidea, Diphyllobothriidae.
UCCUCCUCCCCUUCUCUUCUUGAUGUAAACCUCAGUCCCUCCUCCGCCUCCCUCCUAUCCCUACCCAUACCUCUCGCCCUCUUCCUUCUCCUCCUACUCACCCUCAUCUAUCGCCUUACUCCUCCUUUCUCCGUCCUCUUUCUCCUCUCUUCUCAUCCUCUACCCCUUGCUCCUUCUGCUGUACACCUCCUCUUUCGUUUUUCUCCUCCUUACCUAUCGGCCUCCUCCACCGUCCUCUCACCGUCCUCUUCCUCCUUAUUUAAACCUCAGCUCGAUGUCAAGUACGCAUAA